UCCUGAACACCAGCAAGUUGUGCGCUCUUGGAAAGUUGCGCCGACUGCUGACUUCAGGGAGGCAUCUCCGUCUGGUGUCGGACUCCUCUCAGGAAUGCAGCGGGAAGUGUAAGAAGCCCUCUUCUGCUAAAGUAGGACGGAGCUUUAGAGCAAAGCCAUUGUUACGUGCUAUUUUUGCAGUGAGAGCAUGUCAACCAGGCGUCCUGACCAAGAAGUCACUUUAAACUUCACAUCACCGACCUGCGAGGAUUAUUAAGCACCCGACGGCGACUUCUUCAUCUCCCGCAUCAUGGGCUGCAGCAAGGUGCUGUGGGGGGUGAUAGGGGCGGCUGUCGUCAUCACGUUAAUAACCAUCCCCGCAGUUUAUUUCAGCAAAUCUGGUGGCACCAAAAGGCUGUUCACCCUUGAAGACUACUUCAAUGACACCAUUAGGUGGAAAUCCUACAAUUUGUACUGGAUAUCAGACAGGGAGUAUCUGCAUAAAACAAGAGAUGGGAAUGUCUUCCUCCACAAUGCUGAAACAAAAGAGGAGUCGCUGUAUUUGAGCAAUUCAACCUUUGCUCAAGUGGAUGCCACAGAUUACAUGCUGUCAGGGGAUUAUAGAUACAUUGCUUUUGAAAGCAAUUACACAAAGAAAUGGAGACAUUCAUUCACAGCCUCUUACUCCAUCUAUAACAGGGACAGUUCAACAUUUGUUCUGCCUGUGAGUCUUCCAGCCGUCGUGCAGUACUUUUCCUGGGCCCCAACAGGAAAUAAAUAUGCUUACGUCUCAGACUACAAUAUUUAUUUCAAAUCCAACGUCACUGCUGAAGCUGUACAAGUGACCCACAACGGGAAAAAGGAUGAGAUCCUUAAUGGUGUCCCUGACUGGGUAUAUGAGGAGGAAGUGUUUGCAUCUAACGGGGCAAUAUGGUGGUCGACGACUGGAAAAUACUUGGCUUACGUGGAGUUUAAUGACACAGAUGUUCCCAAAGUGGAGUUCUCUUGGUAUGGAUCUGAGCAGUAUCCUCAGACCGUGGCUCUUCCAUACCCAAAGGCUGGAUCGACCCUCACUAAGGUCAAACUGUUUGUGGUUGAUACCACAAAUCCAUCCCGUCGCACACAGGUGGUUGCCCCCGCAUCUGUUGCUUCUGGUGAUCACAUUUUGUGCUCGGUGACCUGGCCCACAGACGAACGCGUCGCUGUGCAGUGGCUCACCAGAAAACAGAAUUACGUGGUUGUACAGAUCUAUGACUUUGAUGGAAGCAGCUGGAGAGAAAAACAGAAAUUUGAGCAAACAAGCAAGACAGGCUGGGUCGGCCAUUACGUGCCCUUACCUCUUUUCUUCGCCAAAGACAAACUCAGUUUCUACAAAGUGAUGAGUGACACUCAGGGCUACAAACAUAUUCAUUAUGUGAAAGAUGGCAAAGCAACACCUGUUACCUCUGGGAAGUGGGAAGUCAUCUUCAUAUCCAAAUUAACAAAAGAUGCCAUAUAUUAUGUGAGUAAUGAAAACGAAGGAAUACCCAAAAAGACUAAUCUUUACAAGGUUAUGAUCGGAGGCAGCCCGUCUGCACCUCAGUGCCUCACCUGCGGCCUGAAUAAGGACAGGUGUCAGUACCACUCUGCUUACUUCAGCUUUGACGCCUCCUACUACAGAAUGGACUGCUACGGACCCGGUCUACCCCUCUACACACUCAUGGACAACCGGGGCCCAGGUGUCGAGCUCACCGUUCUUGAAGAGAACAAGGCUCUGGAAAAUAUUCUGUCAGAAUUCCAAAUGCCAACAAUGCAGUACGGCACAAUAAAGAUUGCAGGAUUUGAUCUUUGGUAUCAGAUGAUGCUACCGCCAAAUUUCAAGAAGUCUAAAAAAUAUCCUCUUCUUAUUGAUGUGUACGGCGGCCCCUGCAGUCAGCAGGUGGACUAUCGUUUCAAGCUGAACUGGGGCACGUACCUCUCCAGUUCACACGGGAUUAUCAUCGCCAGCUUUGAUGGAAGGGGAAGCGGUUACCAAGGUGAUGAAAUACUGCACGCAAUCUACAAGCGCCUUGGGACGUUUGAAGUGGAAGAUCAGAUAACAGCUGUGAGGAAAUUUAUUGAUAUGGGUUUUAUCGACAAAGACAGAAUAGCAAUAUGGGGAUGGUCAUAUGGUGGUUACGUCACUUCAAUGGCCUUGGGUGCUGGAACUGGACUCUUCAAGUGUGGAAUAGCAGUUGCCCCAGUAGCCAAGUGGGAAUAUUAUGAUGCCGUGUACACUGAACGCUACAUGGGCACGCCCACAGAGAACUCAGACUAUUACAAAAAUUCCUCAGUGACGGCCAGAGCAAAGAACUUCAAAACAGUAGACUAUCUAUUGGUUCAUGGCACAGCAGAUGACAAUGUCCAUUUCCAGCAGGCAGCACAGAUCUCCAAAGCUCUGGUGGACGAGCAAGUGGAGUUUGAGGCGAUGUGGUACACUGACAAGGACCACGGUCUCCGAGGAUCAGCUUCCCGUCAUACAUACGUCCUCAUGAGUCACUUCCUGCAGAAAUGUCUCCUUAAUCCCAAAUAGAUGUGAAGAAUGUGCCAACAAUUACAGUGAAAGUUACCUUUUUUUCUGAAUUGUGUAUAUUUUAUCUUACUGAUAUUCUGAAGUGUCAGGUUGAACUCUGUACAUUUGUUUUUAUGUGCAAUGGAUGUUCGAUUGCUUGUACAAAUAAGCAUUUGUAUUUUGUGUGGAAUUAUGGAAUAUUUGUCAGAAUAUGUGACAUUUAAAACAUACUAAAAGCCAUUGCAUGCAUUUCUAGUUGAAAACAUUUUUUAUGUGAACAUGGUAACAUCCACUCGCUGGAUUGCACAGCACUGAUUUGUUGUGGAGUAUUAUAAUUUGUGUUGAAGUCAUGUUCUAAUGAAAGUGAAAUAAACAUUGUUUUGAAAAAUUACAGUUUCAUUUUUGAUUAACUAUGUUAUAUAUUUAGUCCAAAUGUAUUAACACAGAAUGCGGUUAAAAAGAAUUACGUUGUGCAUAUAUGCAAAAGGUUUUAUUAUGGUAAUGUGAAUGGUUAUAUCAACUUACAAUGAGCCUUAUAUAACUGCAAUUCCCUCAUUUUUCAAAGUGUUAAAGCUCACUUCAUGUGCAAGUAGAGAGAAUA
Molecule: messenger RNA, 3110 nt
Organism: Chelmon rostratus (copperband butterflyfish)
Lineage: Eukaryota; Metazoa; Chordata; Actinopteri; Chaetodontiformes; Chaetodontidae
Product: fibroblast activation protein, alpha
Exons: 26
Coding region: 290-2530 (746 amino acids)
Biological process (GO): proteolysis
Molecular function (GO): dipeptidyl-peptidase activity; serine-type endopeptidase activity
Source: RefSeq, a predicted model, not a curated record